UUCACUCCACUCAGAAGGAAAAUAUUUUGUGUGAACUGAGAAACACAUCAGAGCUGCUGAGAAACAGAUGAGAAGAGAGAGGAGGGUGAAAGGUUCCUAAUUUAAUGGCAGCAGGUCCACAGCUGAAUGACGUAAUGGAAACUGCAGCGCCUGUGUCUGAACUUAGGGUGGUUCUCCUGUGGAAUAACUGGAGUGAGAGGAGAAUGGUGGAGAGCUUCAUACUGGGAGUAACUGGGUUAAAAGCUGAACCAUCAGACUGCUGUUUUCGAGUCAGAGAACAGCUGGGAGAGAAUGAAAUUCUUCUCAUCAACAGCCCAGACGUGAUGUCUUCCAACAUCUCUGAACAAAAACUAAGAGAACAUGUAGUAGAAACCUGUGUGAGGCUCUCUGAUCCUGGACCUCAUGUGUUCCUGCUGGUUCUACAGCCUGAAGACUUCACUGAGAACCACAGAAAGAGACUCUGCAGAGUCCUCCAGCUGUUCAGUGAUCAGUCAUUUGAGCAUUCACUAAUUCUGAUGUUAACACCCAAAGGAGAAGAGAGAUUAGAUUACAUGGAAAGUUAUGAGAACCAUCCACCCUUAAAGGACAUGAUCGAAAAAUGUGCAGGCAGGUUUCUGUGGCACAAGAACCUGGAGCGCUCACAGCUGUUAACACGCAUGUUUCAAAUAGUCAAAGAAAACAAUGGAGAGUAUGUGAGCUGUGAUCUAUAUGUGGAUGCUUCACCGAAUGUUCACUGGAGUCUAAAAAACACUGAAACACGAACUGUUGUGUCGGAUCCUGGACGGAGCUCUAACACUGAACGUAAAAAGGACCCUUUGCCCAGAGCCUCUGCUCUCAGGAUUGUGCUGUUGGGAGAAAAAGAGGAUUCGAUGAGGACACUGUGCAGCUUCAUCACAAGAAAUGUUCAGAGACCUCCACCAGCUGAUCACUGUGUGGCCAUCUCUGGAGAGUGGGAGGGAAACAGUUUAACAGUCGUUCAAACUCCAAACAUCUUCAGUCUGUCUGAGGAGACGGUGAGAGAGGAGAUGAAGACCUGUGUGAGUCUUUGUCCUCCUGGACCAAAUGUUCUGCUGCUGAUAGUGGAGCCUUCAGUCACUGAGGAGAAGAAACGAAGGCUGAACUUUAUCCUGGGUUUGUUUGGUGAAGAUGCCUUUAAACACUCAAUGCUCAUCACUGCACAGGAGGGGGUGGAGGCAAAUUUCACUGUAAAUCAGCUGCUUAAGAAGUGUGAAGGAAAACACUACGGCAUGUAUAAAAAUGACCUCAAACUGUUAAUGAAUAAGAUUGGGACUAUCGUGCAUGAAAAUAGAAGGAAUUUCCUCAGAUUAACUGAAAAGACCACAGAACCAAAGUCUGAAGCCGUCAAGCGGACUUUAAACCUGGUUCUGUGUGGGAGGAGAGGAGCAGGGAAGAUGUUAGCAGCCAAGGCCAUUUUAGGUCAGACUGAGCUUCAUUCAGUCUCCAACUCAGCAGAGUGUGUUAAACAUCAGGGAGAGGUGUGUGGACGUUGGGUUUCCCUGGUGGAGCUGCCUGCCUUUUAUGGAAAACCUCAGGAGGCAGUGAUGGAGGAAUCACUCAGGUGUAUCUCCCUCUGUGAUCCUGAGGGUGUCCAUGCCUUCAUCCUGGUCCUACCUGUGGCUCCCCUCACUGAUGAAGACAAGAGAGAGUUAGACACCAUCCAGAACACAUUCAGCUCUCGAGUCAAUGACUUCACCAUGAUUCUGUUCACUGUGGACUCAGAUCCUACAGAUCCAGCUGCUGUUAACUUUUUAAAGGACAAUGAAGACAUCCAGGAGCUCUGUGAGAGAUGUGGAGGAAGAUCAGUUGUUCUCAACAUGAAGGACAAACAGCAGAUCACUCAGAUUUUUCAUCAUGUGGAUCAAAUGAGACACACCAUGGCCAGAUCAAACUGCUAUACGACAGAGACAUUUGCACAUGCUCAAAUAGAAAAAAUCAGAGAGCAAGCGAAAUGUAUCAACAUGCAACAAGCUGAACUUCUGACACUGAAAAAACCCAUCAACAACUGUAAUGAAGAGAAGCAGAGCUCAGAGCCUCUCAGAAUUGUCUUGCUAGGUAAGACUGGCAGUGGAAAGAGCUCUUCUGGAAACACCAUUCUAGGACGAAAAGAGUUCAAAGCUGAGAAUAACCCCACAUCUGUCACCAAACGUUGUCAGAAAGCAUACGGUGAAGUGGACGGUCGUCCUGUUGUUGUGGUCGACACUCCUGGACUGUUUGAUAACAGUUUGUCACAUGAAGAGAUCAAUGAGGAGAUGCUGAAAUGUGUCAGUCUUCUGGCUCCAGGACCACACGUCUUCCUGCUGGUUUUAAAGACUGAGAGAAUCACACCAGAAGAGAAGGAAGCAUUAAAACUCAUCAAGGAAGGCUUUGGGAAGAAUUCAGAAAAAUUCACCAUCAUUCUUUUCACUAGAGGAGAUUCACUGAAACAGGAGGGGCAGUCCAUUCAUGAUUACAUUGAAAAAUCUGAUGAUUCCUUUAAGAAGCUGAUUGAUGAUUGUGGGCAGAGAUACCAGGUCUUUAAUAACUCAGAAAAACUAAACCGCAAACAAGUCACUGAGCUGAUAACAAAGAUCGAUGACAUGGUCAAAAGAAAUGGUGGACGCUGCUUCACCAAUAAGAUGCUGCAAGAAGCUGAAGCUGCAAUCCGGAAAAAAACAGAGACAAUUCUGAAAGAGAAGGACGAAGAAAUAAACAGAGAGAUGGAAGACCUUAAAAGAAGAUAUGAGGAGGAAAUGCAGGAAAUGAAGAAAAAAAUGGAAGAACAGAAAACAGAAAUUGAACAAGAAACAAAACAAAGAGACAAAGAGCUUAAAAAAGUGAAGAAACAGCUUACCAUGAGAAAAAGAGAACAAGAAUUAAGAGAUGAAGAAGACAAAGAGAAGAAAGAAGAGGAAGAAUCACAGCGUAGGGAUUGGGAACAAAGGUUUUUAGAUUUAGAAGUAAAAAUGAAAACAGAACUGGAAUCAAAACAAGUCAUUGACAGACAACUGGAGCAGAGCAAAGCAGAAAUGAAAGAGAAACAGGAGGCAUGGGAGAAUAAACAAAAAGAGUGGUGGCAGAAAAGAGAGCAGGAAAAUGAAGUGAGGCAACAGGAGGAGCAGAAAAUGAUCAACAAAUUGAAAGAAUAUGAGCAGGAAAAAGAAGUUCUUGAGAAACAAGUAAAAGAAAAGGAUUUGAUGUUAACAAAAAAGGGGGAAAAAGAGAAAAGGGAACUGGAGGAAAACUAUGAGAAAAAACUGAUGGAAAUGAAGGAAACAUUUGAAGAAAAAGCAAGAAAACAAGCAGAGGAAUACAACGAAUUCAGGGAGAAAUGCAUGAAAGAGUUCAAGUGUAAGGACUGGACAGCCGAAGAUGAGCAAUAUGACAUCUUAAAAGCACUAAAAGCUGAGAAUGAAGAACAAAUGAAAAAACACAAAGAAGAGAUGUAUAACUUAAUGAGAUGUUUCACCAAAAGGAGGGCAAACACAAAAAAAGUUCGCAAGCUACUGAAAAAGCAUGAACAGGAAAUGAAGUAUGUGGACGAUCCAGAGGAAAAGGAGGACCUCGAGGAAAAACAUGACAAAGAAAUAAAUGAACUGAUACAAGAACUUAUAAACAAAAGUAAUGAUGAUUGUCAUAUUUUUUAGUCCAUUGUAAAAGAAGACUCGACUUACCUGUGUCCAACACUUCUGCUCAGACUGAAAGUCAACAAACAUUGGAUAGAUUUUCAUGAAAUUUGGCUCAAACAUUUUGGAAAUCAAUCACACCCCCAGUACAGAUUAAUUUAUACGUUCAUGCGAACAUAAAAAUACAGAAAUUCAGGAUGACGAAAUUGUGUAUGGGAUUUAAUGAUCUGCUCUGCUCUACUCAAACAGAUAAAAACACAACGUAAUUUGUUAAUGUUUCUUAAUUUCUUGAAGACUUAUUGAUGUUUUUAUUGUGUAAAACAUUCUCAGGGGUCUCAAUAAUUGUAUACUUCUUCUGUUUUGUUUAUAUACAGUACGGGUCAAAGGAUUUGGAACACCCAAAUUUUUCUUACUGAAAAUUGUGCAGUUUAACGGAUCAUUCAACCACUGAACCCUGCCCAGUUUCUUUUUUUUCCUUUUUGCUUUUUGCUUAAAAAAAAGGAGAAACAUACUCGCAUACAUAUGUUAUUCUACAUGCUUUUAAACCAUUUAAAAUUACAA
Oreochromis niloticus (Nile tilapia) is the source of this 4184-nucleotide messenger RNA. Its product is annotated as GTPase IMAP family member 8. Gene Ontology annotation, molecular function: GTP binding. The coding region runs from base 105 to 3644 and encodes 1179 amino acids. Lineage: Eukaryota; Metazoa; Chordata; Actinopteri; Cichliformes; Cichlidae. The transcript is spliced from 6 exons. The record is from RefSeq and is a predicted model, not a curated record.